UUGACCCUGUCGCGAAAAAUGUUAUUUUUUUUUCUUUAAAAAUGUCACUCUCCUUGCAAUCUUCGCUUUCAUCAUUUCUCUAUUCGUCUACUUUGCCAAAAUCAAGAUUCAGAUUUGCAAAUGGGUGUUGUUCUUCCACUCUACUCUUCAAAUUCAACAAAUCUUUCGCAACUAUUCGCGCCUCCUCCUCGGGCUUCUCUUCUUCCCUCGACACUGGAUUCACUACCGAAUUGGAUGCUGUGUCUACUUUCAGUGAGAUAGUUCCUGACACUGUCAUCUUUGAUGAUUUUGAAAAGUUUCCACCAACUGCUGCAACUGUUAGCUCUUCACUGCUUUUGGGUAUAUUGAGCCUUCCUGAUACCAUUUUCAGAAAUGCUGUGGAUAUGGCCUUGGCGGAUUCAACUUGUUCUAAGCUUGACAAACCUGAAAUGAGGUUGUCUUGUUUCUAUAAUAAGGCUUUAGUAAAUGUUGGUGCCGACUUGGCUAAGCUAGUCCCUGGUCGAGUUUCUACUGAAGUGGAUGCACGUCUGGCUUAUGACACUCAUGGUAUUAUUCGGAGGGUUCAUGACUUACUGAAGUUGUAUAAUGAGAUUGAUGUUCCUUCUGAGCGUUUACUGUUUAAAAUUCCUUCAACUUGGCAAGGAAUAGAAGCCUCAGGAUUGCUUGAAUCUGAGGGUAUACAAACACAUUUGACUUUUGUUUAUAGCUUUACUCAAGCUGCAGCUGCAGCCCAAGCUGGUGUUUCUGUUAUCCAGAUUUUUGUUGGCCGCGUUAGGGAUUGGGCACGAACUCAUUCUGGUGACCCUGAGAUUGAAGCUGCCAUUCAAAGAGGAGAGGAUCCUGGGUUGUCUCUGGUGACAAAAGCUUAUAACUACAUUCACAAAUACGGACACAAAUCAAAGCUGAUGGCUUCUGCAGUCCGAAACAAGCAGGAUUUAUUUAGUCUGCUGGGGGUUGACUAUAUCAUUGCACCCUUGAAGAUAUUGCAGUCACUGAAAGAAUCAAUUACUGCACCUGAUGAGAAGUACUCUUAUGUUCGGAGGCUUUCCCCGCAGUCUGCUGUCAACCAUGAUUUCACUGCUGAAGAGCUCACAAAGUGGGACCGUUUAAGCCUCGGAUCGGCUAUGGGACCUGCAUCAGUCGAGCUUCUAGCUGCCGGACUGGACGGAUAUGUUAACCAAACGAAGCGAGUCGAGGAAUUACUUGACAAGAUGUGGCCACCUCCAAAUGUCUAAAACGGCCCCUCCAUUUCGAUCCACACCUAAUGGGGCAUAAAAUAACACGAUACAGACUCCAUCACGUUAAACACUUUUUUUGUUUUCCCUGCAAAGCAGUUUAGUGGGUGUUUAGAGCUGAUAUUGGAUCCUCUAUCCUUUUAUGGUAUCAAUGAACAUAAUGCCUGAUUUUUAGCACUCUGAAAUUGAAUGUGGUAACCCUUUAAAGACUGCCGUUUUGAAUACUUGCAU
This is a messenger RNA of Hibiscus syriacus, 1466 nucleotides long. RefSeq names its product transaldolase-like. Gene Ontology annotation, cellular component: cytoplasm; intracellular anatomical structure. Gene Ontology annotation, molecular function: transaldolase activity. Bases 42 to 1235 code for a protein of 397 amino acids. Gene Ontology annotation, biological process: carbohydrate metabolic process; pentose-phosphate shunt. NCBI's taxonomy places the organism in Eukaryota, Viridiplantae, Streptophyta, Magnoliopsida, Malvales, Malvaceae. The transcript has 12 exons. The record is from RefSeq and is a predicted model, not a curated record.